Molecule: messenger RNA, 12825 nt
Organism: Leopardus geoffroyi (Geoffroy's cat)
Lineage: Eukaryota; Metazoa; Chordata; Mammalia; Carnivora; Felidae
Gene: BDP1
Product: B double prime 1, subunit of RNA polymerase III transcription initiation factor IIIB
Exons: 41
Coding region: 2634-10256 (2540 amino acids)
Biological process (GO): RNA polymerase III preinitiation complex assembly
Cellular component (GO): transcription factor TFIIIB complex
Molecular function (GO): TFIIIC-class transcription factor complex binding
Source: RefSeq, a predicted model, not a curated record
CCGAGCCCUGGGGGUUGGCCAGCCUCCUCUUUUUGGUAACGACAAAAACAAACGCCACUAUAUCUAACUUUUAGACCGAGAACGUUAGCAUUCAUUAAUCUCCUUGCAGAAGCGGGAAGGGGACAAAACCCAUUAAGGGUUAACUCAAUAUGCAAAACACAGUUUUGGCUCUUUACGUAUUUUUUUUUAUUUCAGCACCAAACCUGUAAGUAGUCUUCAUUGUUCCCAUUCUGCGGAAGAGGAGAUUGAGAAUCUGAAACGAGGAGCGACUGUCCUAACAGAAGGUAGGACAAAGUGGUGAAGACUUGGAGCUCUGGAGAUGGAAUGUCUUGGUUGAAAGCCCAGCUCUACCAAUGAGUAGAUGUGUGAACUUGGGUGUGUUAUUUCAUUGCGGUAAAGCUUCCAUAUUAAAUGGGAAAGUAAAUGUACCUCUUUAAUUAACUGAAUUAAUGUAUGUGAAGUACGAAGUGUUCAGUAUAUGUUAGCACUCAAUAUGUUAGCUAUUAUCAAUCUUUUAACCUCAGAGAGCCUUGUGUGCUUGUCACUCACCCUAAACCCCACCUGUCUUCAAUACUGUUUAUGAGCCAAGCAUCUGAUUCCACUUAAACAACCUCUUCUGGAGUAAAUUGAGCAGGGGGAAAAGAUUGACUUGUGUCCUGGGUCAUUGUGAAGAAGGGAGGGAAGCAAUGUGGGAUUGGAAAGUAAGCGGAAGUGUUAUUGUUUGUGUAUGUAGUCUUAAUUUACAGUCUAAUUGACCUUUUUCUUUGCGGUUGAAAAUAUACUUUGUGAAUGGUAGGGAUAUACUCAAGAGAUAUUGGGUGUGUCUGCUAGAGAAAACUGAAGACUUUUAAAGUUACUCUGAUGCCUUUAAAAAUUUACUCCACAAACUUGGUUGUGUAACAUAUCUUAAGACUUUAUAUUUAAUAAUAAAACUAGAUCUGAUUCUGUUCCCUUAUUUAUAGUAAUGACAAUUAAAUCCUUGUUAUUAAUUGCCUUACCUACAGAAUUGUGGGAGUGCCCUAGAUUCUUAGAUGGAACAUAACAUUUUGGGAAAGGCAAUAUCUUUAUACCAGAAUAUACUGGGCAAAGCUAAAUGGUCCUAGUAGUGGCUCCAAGAUUUGCCAGACAUCUUCAGUAGGGGGCUCUUUGUCAAGUUCUUGACCUUCUUUAGGUGUAUCUGAAGUCCUGUUCCCUCCCCAGAUUACUGGAGGGAGCCUACAGAAUCCACAGACUUCCAUUUUCUUUCCAGUCUUAGAGGAAUCUCUUCUCUCUAACGUGCUUUCAUCCCUCUUACUCUCAAAAACGCUUCUCUUUCUUCUUCUGGAUGACAUAGCAACCUCUUUAAUUAAUUAAAAAUUAUAUUCUUUUGCCAUUAACAUAGCAGGAUGUUCUUGUAGAGUUUUAUUCUUCCAAAAAGGAAGUUGGGCCUGGCUGUUGCAAUGACUCAGGGAAUUAAAAAGCUCGCCCAUACUGUGUACAGCCAAUCUCAUCUAUGGCCAUUUUUCUUCUAAUCAUAUAAGUCUUCCCUAACGAUAUUACCUAAAGUAAGCCAGCCUCCCAAUAAUCUCUUUCAUAAUACUCUUUAAAUUUCUUUCAUGCAUUUAAUACACUUUUAAUCUUGUUCACUUGUUUUAUUUUUUUCUCCCCAACCCAGAACACCUUAUUUAUUGCUCUAAUGCUACCUCCUGAAGCAGAUUAUGAAUACAUAUAGUAAUUUACUAUAUAACUAUAUAGUUAAAAUUUUAAAGUGUUUAUUUUUGAGUAGACACAGAGUGCCAGUGGGGGAGGGGCAGAGAAUGAGGGAUACCUAUAUUCGAAGCAGGUUCCAGGUCCUGAGCUGUCAGCACAGAUCCCUACACAGGGCUCAAACUCACCAGCCAGGAGAUGAUGACCUGAGCCCAAGUGGGAUGCUAACUGACUGCGCUACCCUGGAACCCCUAUAACUAUAUAGUUUUAACUAUAAAACUUUUUGAACACGUACAUUAAAAAGUAUACAAAGGUAUACGGUGAAUGAUCUUCAUGCCACCACAUGUUUCCCGUAAACCUAGUUCCCCUUACAGGAGAUAACUUACCAGGUUCUUCAUACAUGAAUUUGUAAUCUAUGUUCUACUCAAUUUAGAAUUUCUAAGCCCUGGGGAUGUGCUGACGAACAGGCACUACUCUACAAGACCUUCUUCUUCUUCUUUUUCAAGUUUUUAAUUAUUUUUCAUAAUCUCUACCCCCAAUAUGGGGUUCGAACUCAUGCCCUGGUAUCAAGAGUGGCAGGCUCCUCCGACUGAGCUAGCCAGGCGCCCCAUGAUUUUAAUAGUCUUAUAAAGGGUCUUGGGUCUUAAAAGGGUCUUAUAAAAAGUCUAUACAGGGUCUUGACUACCUCCUUUCACUCGUUUCUGUAACUCCUAGGGACGCUGGGAGAGGGGAGAGCUGACCACGGAACAUCUCAAUUUCCGGUUCACUAGUAACUCUGUAGUUUGACAGUUACCAUGGCUCCGGGCGCUGUGCGUCUUACGCUUUUCCUAGGCGCUGGCUGAUGGCGUAAUCAGUUCCGGCGCCCUACGAGGGCGGGGAAGCAAGCAGCCGGGGCUCGGGGCUGAGAGCGGCCGUGGGGCCGCCUCCCCGGGCCCCCUGGCUCCGCCAUGUUCCGCAGGGCACGCCUUAGCGUGAAGCCGAAUGUCAGGCCUGGUGUAGGCGCCAGGAGCUCCUCCGCUCCCAACCCCCAACGUGGACAAGAGGCUCCCAGGCCCCCGGAUCCUGCAGCCGCUUCUUCCCCGAAGCCAGCGGAGUCUACAGAUGUGCCCCCGGUGGAUUUCGGGGGAACGGAGCCGCAAGAAAAGCCUCCCAGGAGCAGUGAUGAAAAGACUGACAAUGAGAAUUAUGUUGAAGAAUCCAGUAAGUCUUCCUCUGCUGUUUCACAGAGAAGAAAGCGAAUAUCAAGUACUACUCUGGUUAAGCCUGGUGUCAGUGUUCCUUCAGAAUCUCAUCCCUUAUCUACAGUUAAUCAAGAAGUUCCACAGCCAAAGCCUAUUUCAACAAAAGAGAAACAGCCAUGUUCAGACAGAUACCGAAUAUAUAAAGCCCAGAAACUAAGAGAAAUGUUAAAAGAAGAAUUGAGAAAGGAGAAGAAACAAUGGAAAAACAAAUAUGCCAUAAAUGAAAGUCAGAAGCCACCAGAUCGUUCAAAAAUGACUAUGAGAGAUUUCAUAUAUUACCUGCCAGAUAAUAAUCCAAUGACUUCUUCACUGGAACAAGAAAAGAAAACUGAAAAAUCAUUGACACCAGUCCAGACAAGAGAUAGGCAAGAAGGUAAAAGUACUCCUGAUGCUGAAGGUCAUGAAGAAGUAGAAGAAGAAGUGGAUGACGGGCCAUUGCUGGUUCCUCGAGUAAAAGUGGCAGAAGAUGGUUCCAUUAUUUUGGAUGAAGAAAGUUUAACUGUAGAAGUUUUAAGGACAAAAGGCCCCUGUGUUGUUGAGGAAAAUGACCCCAUAUUUGAGCGUGGUUCUACAACUACAUAUUCCAGCUUUAGGAAAAACUAUUAUUCUAAACCAUGGUCAAAUAAAGAAACAGAUAUGUUUUUUUUAGCCAUCAGCAUGGUAGGAACUGACUUUUCUAUGAUUGGACAGCUUUUUCCUCACAGAGCAAGGAUAGAAAUUAAGAAUAAAUUUAAACGUGAAGAAAAAACAAAUGGAUGGAGAAUAGACAAAGCCUUCCAGGAAAAGCGCCCUUUUGACUUCGAUUUUUUUGCUCAUUUGCUUCAGAAAGUUCUUGCUGAAGAAGAGAAAAGAAAACAAAAAUCUGUUAAAAAUCAGAGUUCAAAGGAGAAGAAAUCUUCUAAACCACGGAAAAACGUAAAAGCAAAAAAAGUUGCCAGUGAAGGAGGAAAUGAUGAUCCAGAUGAGUCUCUGAGCAGCAAAAUUUCAGAUACAGAACAGUCUCAAAAGGAUGCUCAAACGGGUGAAGAAGAACAACAGUCUCAGACUUUAUCAGAACAGGAUUCAGAACAGAUUGCAUUAGAAACAGACCUAAAUCAAAAGAAAAGAAGAAGAAAGAAUCAGGAUGAAACUGGUAAACAGGAAGUAAAGAAUCUUUCAGGAAAUGCCACUGUUCAGUUACAUCAUUCUAAAGGAGAAAAAUACAUAAAUAACAGUCAGUCUUUAAGGCCUGAGAUGAAUGAAGAUGAAGGCAAUAAGGAACAGAAGCUUUCUUGCAUACAAAAUAUAGAUGACAUUGUGGAUUUAUCCUCCAGUGAAAAAAUUGAGAAAAGAACUGAUCCUAUCCUUUUAUCGAGUGGUCAACAAGAUGCCACGCCAUUAGCAGCUGAGACUUCAGAAUCAAGCCCUUCAGAUUUGCCUUUAUCAGAAGUUGAAAUUAGCACACCAAGUGAGGUUAAUAAUGCUGAAAGUAGUUGUACAGAAGAAAGCAACAUUGACCUAAAAAAUAAAUCAUUGGAAACUGAUCAAUCAGGAAGUGUUAAACUGAUGGCAAGAAGACAACUGCAGAGACCUAAACCCAAUUUGUCAAGGGCAGUUGGGAAGAAAUCUGUUCUUUCACAAGGUAAAACAGAUGCAGAGAGCAAGAGUUUACAUGCCGAAACUUCAGUGGAAAAGAAUCAAAUGGAAAAGGAUAAAGUGAAUACAUCUGACAUUGCUGGAAUGGAAUAUACAGAGAAAGUGAACCCAGAAACUGAGACUGUAUCUAAUUGUUCUAGUUUGAGUGAAAAAAUUGGUGUUCAGGACGACGAUCAAACAAAGGCUUUAAGACCAGCACGACUAAUGAGGGGCCGAUUGCAAAGGCCAAAGCCAAAUAUAGGUAAAGCUGCUGAAAGAAAAGAAAUUCUUACAUCACAGGAAAAAAUUGGGGCAAAUGUAAAAAAGAAUGAAAGUGAAUCCUGUAUUGCUAGAGAUAGUCCUGAACAGGUAGAAGAUCAGUCAUGUAAAAAUUUUGACUUUGAAGACAUCACGUCACAAUCUGAGAAAGAAGAUAAUUUUUUUCAAAUGAAUGUUAGUGAGUGUCUAAGUAUUCAAGAGGAUAAUAAAGUCCCAGUUCUGAAAACUCGGUUACAGAAACCAAAGCCAAAUAUAGGAAGAGGAGCUAGAAGACGAGAAGUUUUCUCAAAGGAAGAGGUAUCAGAGGAGAUAGUUGCUUCGGGACAAUUGACAGCAGCUUUGGGAGAAAUUAAGAGAGUGGAAGAAACCUUACCAAGGGAGAAGAUAUCACUGGAGGCUAAUAGUACUAAGGAAAUGGAGUCACAUUUUAAAAAAACUAGGAGAAGAGAUGUCUCUCCCAUAGAGCAGAUAGCAGAAACGAUUGACAACACUGUGGAAAUGGAGACAGAUUUGAAAGAAACUAGAGGAGAGAUUUCCUCAAGGGAGAAUAUAUCAGAGGUGUCUGAUAUCAUUGAGGAAAGAGUGACAGAUUUGAAAGAAACUGGAAGAGAGAUUUCCUCAAGGGAGAAUGUAUCAGAGAUGUCUGAUGUCACUGAGGAAAGAGUGACAGACUUGGAAGAAACUGGAAGAGAGGUUUCCCCAAGAGACACUAUAUCAACGAUGUCUGAUGUCACUGAGGAAAGAGUCACAGACUUGGAAGAAACUGGAAGAGAGGUUUCUCCAGGGGAGAAUAUAUCAGAGGUGUCUGAUGUCACUGAGAAAAGAGUGACAGAUUUGAAAGAAACUGGAAGAGCAGUUUCCCCAAGAGACAGUAUAUCAGAGAUGUCUGAUGUCACUGAGGAAAGAGUGACAGAUUUGGAAGAAACUGGAAGAGAAGUUUCCCUAAGGGACAUUAUAUCAGAGAUAUCUGAUGUCACUGAGGAAAGAAUGACAGAUUUGGAAGAAACUGGAAGAAGAGAAAUAUCCUUACAGGAAGAUGCCCCAGAGGAGGUCAGCACUACAGAUGAAGUAGAAACAGGUUUGGAAGAAACUGGAAGAGAGAUUUCUGUAAGGGAGAAUAUACCAGAGGUAAUUGAUGUCACUGAGGAGAGAGAGACAUCUGUGGAAGAAACUGAAAGAAGAGAAAUAGACACACAAGGAAAGGCCUUACAGGUCAAGACUCUAGGUGAAAUGGAGACAGAUUGGAAAGAAAUUGGAAAAGAAACUUCCCUGAGGGCAAAGGUACCUGUGGAGAUCAGUGCCUUAGGGGAGAGCGAGAUUGAUUUGGAAGAAACUGGAGAAAGAGAGCUUUCCCUGAUGGAGAACGUGUUAGGAAAGACAACUGCUAUUGAAGAAACAGAGGCAGAUAUGAAACAAAGUGGACGAGGAAUUUCCUUGAGGAAUCCCAGCUCAGAGAUUAGUGCUACUGAGGAAGUGGUUGCAGAUUUGGGAAAACCUAGAGAAAUGGACAUUUCCCUAAGGAAAUAUGAAGCAGAGGAGACCAGGACCUCAAGACAAAUGGAGACAGACUUAAUGCAGAGCAGUAGUGGUGGCUGCGGCACUGUGCCUUCACUAGAUACCAAAAACAUUAGCAGUGAAGUACUAUCCAUGGUACUUACACCUGAGGCAGAAAAAAGAAAUUCUGAAAAGGAACUAUUGAGUAGUUUGAAGACUUCCUUGCAGACUUUGGAACUUGGUAAAACCGAAGACCAGGGGAUGCAAUCUCCAGAUGCUCCAGAGCAGUUUUCAGAUAAUAAUUCAAGCAAGUCUCUUCCUCAAGAACAGAAGCCAUUUGAAGUUAAACCAGCACCUUUUGUGAGAAGUCGAUUCAAAAGACCAAAACCAAACUUAGCAAGAGCAACUUUAAAGAGAGAGACUACGGAAGCAGGAAAAUAUGUACCUGGGAAGAAAUUGGAAACGGAUAAAGCUGAGACUAUUGUGUUACAGCAGAGCAGUGAACAGAUGAACACUCUCCCUUCUCAACAUGAUGUUGCUUCCCUAAUGGCAGCAGGAGAAAAAGACAAAUCAGGUCACAGGCAGGAGGAGGUUGUGAUAUUACCAUGUAUACAGACUGAAAAGGACCUUUCACCUUCAAGUUCUUGUGGUCCUCAAGAGGAGUCUCAGCCUGUGCAAGCCCAGGAAAAGGAAUUAGUUGUUUCUAUGGGGGCUCAUAAUAUAAACAGUUCCCAGCAAGAAUCCAAGGAAAGUGUUGUCCCAACCAUUCGAACAGUAAGGGGCCGACUUCAAAGACCCAGACCAAACAUAAGAAAGAUUGGACAGAGGCAUAUAGAAAAAGGUGAAGCCAAAGGCAUAGUUGAGGAAGAAAAAACAGUAGUACAGAAAGAUGAAACUAAAAAACUAUUGACUGUGCCAAAUUCUCCAGUUGGAACUGAAAUUGAAGUUGUAUCCUCCAAAGUUUCUGAAGGUAGACUACAUGAAAACCAGAGUCACAUGGUUCUUGUAGACCCUCUUCAUGUUAACAAAGUAAAUGUUUUAGAUGAAAAGAUGAGACCUGAACCUAAAAGGUAUGUUCCUAGUCCAGCACAGUUGACAAGAAGGCAAUUCCAAAAGGCUAAGCCACAUUUGGGAAGAGCACAUGGUAAGAAGGAGGAACUACGUAUAGAAAAAGACAGAACAGAUCAGAGUGAGGCAAGGAAGCCAGAAGAUAAUUUGCUGCAGCCAGGAGAUGAUACCCAGCUCCUUCAAAAAGAAAAGGCUGAGUUUCUGACAUCAUUGGAGGUUUCAGCAAGAAAAGAUUGUAUAGAUUCCAGAGAGGCUAUUUUGGCCAAAAAAGAUGCCCAUUCAGAAGUUGGACCAUCAGGAAGUGUUGGAGAAAAAACUGUAGUGGAUAAUUCUGUGUCUUCAGUUGUUGAAGAGCAGUGUGUCAGUAAACUAACAAGCCCUCCACAACUAUUGAAAGAAUCAAGUUACUCUAAAAUUGCUCUGGAUCGAAGAACAACGAUCUCUUCUGCUUCUGAGAACGAGGUGGAUCAUGGUGGAAGGAGAAUGCAUCGAAAGAUCAAACCAAAUGUCACUAGGGGCCGUGGAUCAAAACGAAUGCGAAGUAAGACCUCUAGGAAGGAACCUCGUGCUUCCAAGUCCACACUGGUGACUCUUCGGGCUUCUCAGGAAGAAGAUGAAGAUGAUGCUGAAGAUUUUGAGCCUGAUUAUGAAGAAGACAGUUACCAUCUUGCUCCAGAAGAAGUAAACAAAGCUCCAGUGUUUGUUCCCAUUGGUCUCAGAUCUCCCGAACCUGUUACUGCUCAAAUUGAGGAAACGAUGGAAGAGCUUGAAAUAACUGUGAAUGCACCUGAUGUAGGAUGUAUAGCUGUUGUUGAGCAUCCAGUCUCCAGCACAGAUGUGACUACUCAGCAAAUGAAACAAGAAGAAAAUUUGAAGGCAUUAUCUAUGGAAAUGACCACAGGUGAACAUACCCAAGAUGAAACAGGUACCAAUGAUGGAAGCACUGAAGCUGCUAUAACUUUACUUACAAUGGGAGAUCUAGUGUUGCAGUCAGAGAUUGGUACAGAACAGAGUGAUGGAGUAUGUGUACUUCUUGAUGUUCAUUCAAAGGAUAAAAGCUGUGUUCCUUUUAGCCCAGAUAAUGUAAAUCACAAAAUUGUUCGUGAAUGUCAGGAGCUUUCUUCACCUGUCAGUAGUACAUCUCCUUCACCAUUAGAAGAAAACAAGAUUGUAUUGGAAGAGCAAAGUACUAAAGAAGAAAUUGGUUUAGUGGAGGAAGUAAAGGAAAAUGCUAUAUCGACCAGGAAUACAACCUCUGAUGUGACCAGUAAUUUGAGAAUGAGAAGUAGAUUUGCCAAGCCAAAGCCAAAUCUUAAGACUUUAAGGACCAGCAGGUUUGGUGUUCAUCAGGAAGUUCCCAAUUUGUUUGCAAGCCAAGGAGAAGUAGUAAUAAGUCAAAGAGAAACUGAGAAAAAUGGUUCUGAAGCAAUGGAGGAAUUACAAGAUAAAAAAUUUGAAUCACUUACAACAGCACUGAAUAAGGAGCAGAACAUCUUGGCAUGUGAACAUGGUAUUGAAGAGAUGACUAUUUCUCAAGAAGCAAACCUAACUGAAAGAAAUGAUGAUCAAGAAGAGGAAUCUCAAAAGGUUCAGUUAUUUUCAGUUGAUCCAAUUGUUUGCUCUGAAACAAAGCCCCAUACGCUUGGUUCAGAUAUGGGUCUCAGUGAGAGUUGUAUCAAAGAGCCUGAGAGAGAGGACUCUAAUGGAGACACUGUGCUUACACUUAAUGUGUCAGAGUGUACACCAAGUAGUAUGCCAGAAGUUCAACAGGAGAAUGUAAUCAGUUCUCAAGAUUUAACAGUGAAUCUAGUUGCUAACGUACAUCAAGGUGGUGAAGAUGAACAAGCAUUCAUUUUAACUCUGGUGGAAAUCCCAACCAAUGCCAUAGAAGAAUAUACUGAUACCACUGCCCACUUAAUGCCAAACCCUUUACUGCCAGCGCCCAUAUUGAUCAAGUCCGUGAAUACAGAAGAAAGGAGUGACAUGAGUAUGAGUUUUCCAGUAACUUCAGUUGGUCAGGAUGCCAUGUGUAUAUCUGAUUCUGGAAGAGAGGAUUCUGAAAAGCUUCCUGCUAAUUUGGAUCUUAUAACUAGGAAGAGAUUUCAUUGUACGCUUGAUGAAAGUGACCAUGUUCCUCCUGCCAAAAAAAGUUCACUCACUUCAAGAGAUGAUUGUCAAAAUUAUACCUCUGAGGGGUGUUCAGAGGAAAUAAGUGUUGAGGAAACAGGGGAGUCUUACAAGGGACAAGAUACCUUCCCUACCUCAGGAAGCACACAUACAACUCCAGAACCUCAGAAAGAGCAACUUGAACCAACUUUGCAGCGUAUAGGAUCUCAAUCUCUUGACGAAAUAAUAGACACGCAUGCAGAAACGAGUACACCUCAGUUACCUCAGAAUGAGAUGAUUGUCUCUGAUAAGGAAGAGGGAACUGGUGCUGCUUCAAAGUCUGAACAAAUGGGUAGCACCACAGCAGCUUCAAAAACCCCAUUAUCCAGACCUGGCAGAAGACCCCUGGGAUUUUUGUCUUUAAUAUGUUCAAAGAAUAGUUUGGAGUCUGAUGAACCUACUCAUGUUUAUAAUAAGAAACGCCUAAAGCCUUUUAUACCUACACUAAGACAGAAUUUGAAAAGAUCAAAUCCACUCAAUGAAAGCCAGAAAAAAACCCAAGAGUCCUCUGAUCUGCUUCCAUCUCCAAGUGUUGUUGUUAAUACCGAAUCUGAGAAUAUUGGCAGUUCACCAGCUCAGGUUUCUUAUGAUCGUCCCUUACCAAAAGAGGAAUGUAAAACUGGCCAAACCCGGGCACCUGAAGAGGGGCCAACCACAGUCUCUGAAUAUUUUUUUAGUGAUAUAUUUAUUGAAGUGGAUGAAACAUAAUAAAAGUCUUUUUUUUUUCUUUUUUUUUUUUUCCCCAAAGUCUAGGAUUUCCAGAGUCAAUUAUAUCACCUAAGCAGUAUUUAGAAAAAAGCAUCACUGGCUGUUUUUCUUUAGAUUGACUUUAAAUAUUUAAUGAGCUUGAUUUGAAGCUUUUAUAAUCAUUGGAAAACAUUGCUGAGGUUCCUUUCAUUCUGAUUGAUUCAGCAUUUUGGAAAUACAAAGCAAUUAAGACUGCUUCUGAGACAGAAAAAGCUUCUCUUGUUUACAUUUUUACUCUUCCUGUGCUGAACAUACGUGGACAUUCUGGAGUGUUUUGGAUAAAUGUUUAUGUAUAAAUCACAGUGCCCAAGUAUUCGGAGGUGGAUUGUAUUUAACACUUAGCGAACUUCUUUUGUAAAGGUUUUUUUCUGGGGUCUUUUUUUGGGGGUGGGAGGUUUUUGUUGUUGUUGUUGUUGUUGUUGUUCUUUGUUGGUUUUGCUGAAGGCCUUUUCAGUUGCCUCUCGGUAUAUGAAAGCAUAUUGUGAAACUCCACUUUAGUAUGGUAAAUGUUAAAAACUUUUCUAUUUUCAUCUAUUUGACUGGAAAAUAUGUAUUUUUCUAAUUGAUGUUGAUGUAACAUUAGUCCUAAUUGAACAAGUAAGUAGUAUUUAAACUUAUUAUUUAUAAAGACAAAACAUCAAAAAGUUUAUUUAUUUUUAAAUUGUUUAUUUAAAAGAAUAUUCAGUUUUAAUUAUUUUCACCACUCAGAUUAUGGGUAAAGAAGGCAUUGACAAAUUUAUGUUUGUCCCUUUUCCCUCUUUAAUUUUAAAGAUAUUUAAAGUUAUAUCACUAAAGUAUUUGGAUAGUAUAUGUUUUGAAUACAUUUUUUCUCAUAGUUUAGUAUAUUGAAUUUGUACUGUGAAUUUUUGGUUUUUCUUAUUUCUUGGAUAAUCUCAGGAUUUGACUGGGGGAAAAACCCUUAAUUUAUGAGGGAGAUUUACAUACAAAACUCAAUCCCCUUUACACACACAUACACUUACACACAUUCCUUUUUUAAAAAACUGAUUUCUUUAUAGUUUUUUUCCCCCAUUAAAUUUGGCUUAAGGAACACUCAGACCUUUAAGCAUCGAACAUAAUUGUGAUGUUAAAGCAGAAAAUAAGAUAAUAUUUUGUUCAGUGAUUAUCAUCAGUAUUAAUUUAAGGGUUGUUUUUAAUUUUGAAAUUUUGUUAUUUACAUAUGUAAUUCCAUUAUCCACCCAAGCAAAUCUUUGGUGGUUGUUCAAAUCAAACUUCUUAAAAGCAGAUUUAAUCUUCUAUUUGAAAAGCCUCAGAGGAGUCAAAAAUAUUUUCCAGAAAAUAUUUUUGAACUUGUGGGCCAGAAGGAAUCUGUGGCAACUACUAAACUCUGCUAUUUCAGUGUGCAAAUAGCCAGGGGACACUUAAGUGAUUGACAUGGCUGGAUUGGGCUUUUAGUUUGACCCCUACGUUAGACAGCAAUUUUCAUACCUUAAGGUGCUGACAUCUUGAUCUUAUCUAUGAAAUAUUCAUCAUUGAAGUUAUGAGUUGUGCAUCACAGUUAAAACUGUGUUGAUUGAUUGCAUUACAAAAUGAUCAGUAUUUCAGUUGGGAAAAUAUUUUAAUGUCUAGAUAACUGUAUAUUGAAAAAAAUUGUGGCCAAUUUUUGAGUUCAUUAGUAAAAUCGGAUAUGGCUCAACAAUAACAGCUUAUUCAUUGCUUUACAGUGAAAUUUACAAUUUAACUUUUUUGUCAUAAAGGAGGAUCUAUAAAUCUGAGUGGAAAUUCUCAAUAGGUAUGCAUUAAUUUGUGUGAUUAAGAUGUCACAAAAAAAUCAUGGUAUUAAAUCACAUUGCCAUUUUAAUGCCCUGUUUUUAUAAAAUUUUUUAAAGUCUCAUAUUUUGAAAGUUUCUUUCAUUCAGUUAGUGUUAGUUUCAGUGUUAAGUUGCCACAGUUAAACUAUUAUUUUAUCCCUUGUGUAAUAUUUAUUUUUUAACUUUGCUAACAUCUGUCUUGUACAUCUAUAAUGAAUUGGUUUUAUGGAAGAUAUAAUUUCUUACUGUAUAAGAAAUAAUUUUAUCUUUGGGCAUUCAUUGUGUUAGAGAAUCAAGUCAGCCAGCUAAAUUGUCCUACUAUUGUAUCCUUAAAACUAAUCUGGGAAAAUGAGAAAACGUAAUCAGUGUCUUUACCUUACAAGGUGGAAAGAAUUAGUCACACCUAUAUUUAAUCUGAUUCAUGUAAAGAUGAUGUUGUGAAGAAUUGUAUAAAUCUUAAAAGAGGUAUGAAUAAUGGUUUUGUUUUCUUGAGUUUUCUUCCUGAAAACUUAGGUCUUAGCAAGCAAUCAACAUGAUGGUUUAAAAGCCUAACUAUUGGUAAAUGAUUGAGGCACAGAUAAAAUUAUGAAUAUCCACUGUUGACCAUAUUAUUUGAAAUAGAAGUGACCAUGUAUAUACUCUCUUGCUUGAAGGAGUUUUUGACAAAAAGCAAUAUCUGUCAUUUGUACAUUUUCUUGUUCUAAAGAAAGCAGUUAUGUUCUAUAGGUAUAAAUUAUGUAAAUAAAAGUUAUUUUAUACUA